This is a messenger RNA of Cololabis saira (Pacific saury), 3246 nucleotides long. Its product is annotated as solute carrier family 4 member 11-like. Bases 78 to 2660 code for a protein of 860 amino acids. Gene Ontology annotation, biological process: transmembrane transport; monoatomic anion transport; monoatomic ion homeostasis. Gene Ontology annotation, cellular component: plasma membrane; basolateral plasma membrane. The record is from RefSeq and is a predicted model, not a curated record. The transcript is spliced from 20 exons. NCBI's taxonomy places the organism in Eukaryota, Metazoa, Chordata, Actinopteri, Beloniformes, Belonidae. Gene Ontology annotation, molecular function: solute:inorganic anion antiporter activity.
AAAACAAGAAACACCCUGUCCCCUUUUAUCUCUGUUUUAAACAUUUCCUUUUCAUAUCCAAGAAAUUGUGAGAUUGUAUGCUAAACCACAAAGAUACCAGCUUAAUGAAGGAUAGAAAGGAGGCAGAGGAGAUGUCAGGAGUCACGGUGAAUCAUUUUGCUGAAGAGGAUCCACCCACAGGGAGGUCUAAGAAUGGAUAUGUUUUUCAAGAGAUGGAGCUGAAGGAUGAGGAGCAGGAGGAUUGUGGGCUGGACUUACCUGCCGAUGUUGACCAGAUUGGUGUUUCAGAACAUGAUGGACAAGGACUUGGGCUUUUAAACACAACAAGAAAAUAUGUAAAGCCCAUGAACUUCCAAGAGGAAGUGCGUGCCCAUCGAGACUUGGACCACUUCCUGGCUCAGGCCUGCAUCCUUCUGGAUGAAAAAGCUUCCACUCUGGAUGAAGUCCUGAGACGAAUGGUAGCUCACAUGAUGGAGGAGAGCCACGGCAGCUGCAGUGUGGAGGAGGUGAUGGCCUCCCUGUUCACAGACGCAGGAGGACGAGACAUUAGUGUCGACCUUCUGUCAGAGACCAUUCAGGGAGUGACAUCUACUUCAACCGGCAUUCGUUACCAGCAAUCCUGGCUUUGUAUUCUCUCUAAUAUGAGAAACCUGCAGAGACGUCACGUCUGCAUCACUCGUCUGGAGAGGCCUCGGAACUGGGGAGUCAACUGCUGCAAAGCUCGCUACGUCAUCCUCAUUCUUGCUCCACCUAGAACGAAAAGCACCAAAACAGCCGUUGAACUCGGUAGAACCUUUGCAACAAUGUUCUCAGACAUUUCCUUCAGACAGAAGCUUUUGGAGGCCCAGAGCCAGGAAGAGUUCAAGCAGGAGCUGGUCUGCCAGCGCCACCAACUCUCUGUAGUCCACGAGAAGCCGGUCGUGGAGGAAGUGGAGGACUCAGAUCCACGCAGAGGAAAACCACUUCAGUUUAAAGAGUUCUUCAAAGCUGGUAAAGGGGUUUACAAUGAUCUCCGUCGCAGACUACCCCUUUACCCAUCAGAUUUCACAGAUGGCAUAACGGGGAAGGACCGCAGUCUGCUGAAGUACACCACCACUGCCAUCUUCCUGUACAUUGCUAUCCUACUUCCUGCCAUCGCCUUUGGUUCACUGAACGAUGAAAGUACAAGAGGAGAAAUAGAUGUUCAGAAAACAAUAGUUGGCCAGAGCAUUGGAGGAGUGAUCUACGCUCUGUUUGCUGGCUCACCGCUCGUCAUUCCUCUGACCACGGCACCGCUGGCCAUUUUCAUAAGUGUUAUCAGGGGGAUCUGUGAUGACUACGGCCUCGACUUUGAUGCUUUUUAUGCCUGCAUCGGUUUAUGGAACAGUUUGUUCCUCAUCCUUGGAGGCUUAUUCAACGUCAGCCUGCUGAUGAAACUCUUCAAACGCUCAACAGAAGAAGUCAUUGCGUUAUUCAUCUCGAUAGCAUUUGUAGGGGAUGCAGUGAAAGGCACUGUCAAAAUUUUUGAGCACUUUUACCAUGGGCCCAUACUGGCGACCACAAACAGCACAGUGGUGCUCCAGGAGAUUACUGACAUUCUACAGAAGGCUCACAACCAGACGACAAUCGCGCCCGAGCAUCAAGAUGGGAACAUGUCGCAGCUUGCACAUGCUGAACAGCAAAUACUAGUCUUCCUGCCCGAAUCGUUGGUGAUUUGCACAAGAGAACGGCCCAUCCUGUGUCUGCUGCUCAUGUUGGGGACUUUGUGGCUGGGUUACGCCCUCUACCUCGUCAAGAGGAGCCCAUAUCUGAAUGAUAAAGUAAGAGAGGUGGUGUCUGACUGCGCUCUGCCCAUCUCUGUGGUCAUCUGUUCCUUCAUUGGCUCCUACCUGUUCAUUGACAUACAGCUGCCUGUUUUUAAUGUCCACGAUGGGCCAAUCUUCAAGUAUCCUCCAUUUGAAAAGCUGACUGGAAUGAAUGCACUGAGUGCAGUCGGGCUGGGUUUUCUCCUUGCGCUGCUCAUCUUCAUCGAUCAGAACAUCGUCAUCUCACUCACACAUGUACCAGAACACAAGUUGUUAAAAGGCACAGCGUUCCACUGGGAUUUAAUGUUGACGGGCUUCAUCAACAUCCUCAUGUCCUGUCUGGGGUUGCCAUGGAUGCACGCUGCCUUCCCACAUUCUUCCCUGCACGCCCGUCAGCUCGCCAAAGUAGAACAGCACGUAGAGAACGGACACCUCUACUCAACGAUUGUCAGUGUGAAGGAGACGAGACUGACCGCACUGGCGGCUAACAUCCUGAUCGGCGUGUCAGCUUUCAUGUUACCCAUCCCUCUGCAGUGGAUCCCUAAGCCCGUCCUCUACGGCCUCUUCCUCUACGUCGCAGCCACUUCACUUGAUGGAAAUCAGAUGGUGGACCGCAUGACCCUGCUACUGAAGGAACAGACCUCUUAUCCCCCCACCCACUACAUUCGCCGCGUGCCGCAGAGGAAGGUGCACUGCUUCACUGCGCUGCAGAUGAUCCAGCUGAUCAUCCUGUGUGCGUUUGGGAUGUAUCCCCUGCCCUACAUGAAGAUGGUUUUCCCCCUUCUGAUGAUCCUGCUGGUCCCGAUCAGGACCAGCUUGCUUCCCAGAGUGAUCGAUGCCAAGUAUCUGGACAUCAUGGAUUCCCAGUACAUGUAGAGCAACAAAGCAACCGUGUGAGACCAAGGAAGACUGAAGGGAACAGACUCUGUUGAAAAACUGAAUGCAAAGCAUCUGAAUCUGAGAUUUUAUUCCAAGGACUUGCUGAUGACUGUAUGACCAUCUGCAGCCUUCCUUUGCUUUGGCUUGCUCACUUUACAUUUACCGUAACAUUGCUGCAUCUUUAUUGUUUAUAAUAUAAGUAGAUAUGAGCUAUUUCAUAAGUGGACAAGUCGGUUUUAAGCUUGAAAAAGGUGGGUGCACAGAUUGAUGUAAACUUCUGUAAUACUUUUGAUCAUUGAUUUAAUUAUGGCAUUACAUUGUUUAAAAGAUAGAUGCUUGUGUUUUAAAGUGAGAAGUUGAUAAUACAAUUGUGCUAACAAGUCCCUCUCACUGCUGAAGAGUAUAUGUGGCUUUAAGAGAAUGUGUUGCUUUAAAAACACGUCAGGUUUCAUGAAAAAUGUUUCAUUUAUGUAGCUAUUAAAAAUAAAACAACUUUUUGGGAGGCGUAAGACACUCAUGCUUGCUGUUUUUUUUUUUUUUGUAUUUUAGGUGGUGAAAUAUAAUAAAUCUGAGACAAAAAACC